Rhipicephalus microplus (southern cattle tick) is the source of this 2191-nucleotide messenger RNA. It is a transcript of the gene Rad9, whose product is annotated as cell cycle checkpoint control protein Rad9. The record is from RefSeq and is a predicted model, not a curated record. Gene Ontology annotation, cellular component: checkpoint clamp complex. Lineage: Eukaryota; Metazoa; Arthropoda; Arachnida; Ixodida; Ixodidae. Gene Ontology annotation, biological process: DNA replication checkpoint signaling; cellular response to ionizing radiation; mitotic intra-S DNA damage checkpoint signaling.
ACUCGAAACCGUACGCGCCGUGCUUGAGACAACUUUCUGUGAAGUAGUGUGAUGACACGGGAUAAAAGUACGGCGAUUGAAUCAAUCAGCGACGAAGCAGUACAGCACCACCGUAAGUUAUUACGUUAUUACGCCAUGAAGUACACCAUUCCGGCAUCAAACGUCAAGUUAUUCGGCCGCGCCGUGCAAACGUUGACGAAAGUCGGCGACGAAGUGUAUGUGAUCGCCGACGAGCGCACACUGUCUCUGAAAGCGUUCAGUGCCUCUCGAAGCUCGUAUAUGUGCUUCAGUUUUGAACGUAACUUUCUUGCGCAAGCUGAGGUUGAGAGCGAGGGCUACCGAGGUAAACUGAGCGCUCGAUCAAGCCUGCUGGCCUUCCGAUCCGUGCAGACGCUUGACCGGACAGUCGAAGAAGUGCAUCGUCGAGUUGACCUGGCGAUCAGGCAGUUGGUCGCGUUACGCUUUCGGCGCGGUCUGACGAAGCGCUUCUGGUUGCCACUGAUCGAGUACGAGGAACUGCAGUUCUCCUUCCGAGCCGACUCGUACGCGAGAAGCGUGUGCGGCCAAGCCAAGCUGUUGUCCGACGUGUUGGGCAACUUUCCCGUGAACGUGCCCGAGGUGACGCUGCGGCUAUCGCCCGACCGGCUCGACUGUCUUCACGCACCUGAGGGCGCCGACACGCAGCGUUCCGUUCGCACUAGCGUGAGCGUCCAAGCCGCCGAACUGGACGACUUGCAGUGUAGCGGUGACGUUGCCGAACUGACGGUCUGUCUGCGCGGUUUGCGGGCGGCGCUAGGAUUCUUCGAGGGCUUAACGGUGCGGCUGCAACUCGACGAACCAGGCAUGCCCUUGGUGGGACGCCUGGACGGCGUGCCCGGCCUGGAGGCGACGUACGUCGCCGCCACCCUGGCAGCCGGCGGUCGGCCUUUGGCAAGCAACGUGGCGCCGCCCGAGCGCCGGCCGGCGGCGCGGCCGUGUACGGACGCUGCCAGCAAGCGUCACCGGGCGUUUCUGCUGGGACUCACGCGGCCGCCGCUGGACGAGUUCACGUCGCAGUUGCCGCACGAUGAUCAGGUGUAUGCUGAAGCAAGCGACGAGGAAGAAGGCUAGGGCUUUCUUCGAAUGGGCGAGACUUGUGUUGAACGUGAAACCUUACGCUGAUAAUCAGCUGCCAGUGCAGCAAAGUACUGGCUCUGCAUCUUUGAGAGGCGGUGUUCGUUCUUCGCAGUGCUCCUGCGGACUUUAUGAAGCAUGAUAAAUGAAUUUACCACUUAUUAGCGCAUGUGGUAUGUACAACAUAAUGUGUGUGCUGGAACGAAUAAGAUUGUGUUGUGCAGCUGCCUGCUCGUAGUACUGUAAAUGUCACGUGUAGUGAUUCAUAUUGCAGAAACUGCCGAUCCUACUGUACCAUCAUCAGCUUGUCUUAUGUCUACUGCAGGACGGAGGCCUCUCCCAAUUAUCUCCAAGUUCGUGUAUCCCCUGUGAGCUGCUUCCAUUUUAUGCCACAAAGUUUCUUAAGUUUCUCACUCUGUUUAAUUCCUGGCAGACCCCCCCCGUCUGCAUUUGCAAUCUUGUGGUAUCCAUUCUGAUGUUCUAUCUGUUUGCCGUCUUUCUCAUUAUGUGGUCUUAGUUUAUUACUGUUUGGUGUAUUGCACAAUUGAGCAGCAGUGAGAGCAGAGUGGGUCACGGAACGAACCGGGGUUAAGGAUAUCAUCGUUGAAAUCUAGAAGAAGAAAUGAACAUGGGCCGGGCAUGUAGCACGUAGGCAGGACAACUGCUGUUCAUAAAGGGUAACUGACUGGAUUCCCGGAGAAGGCAAGCUGGUGAGGUAGAGACAGAAAGUUACGUGGGCAGAUCACAUUAGGAAGUUUGAGGGUAUAAAGUGGCAGCAGCAAGCACAGGACUGAGUUGAGUGGCAGAACAUAAGAGAGGCCUUUGUCCUGCAGUGGACGUAGUCAGGCUGAUCAUGAUGAUGAGAACACUGCAGUGGCUUCACUGGUAUGCAUCCAUCUCGGUAGUUUAUACUGGUGACAGGCAGACAUUGAUCAGAUACCUCACAUGAGCUCCACUUACCUUUUAGGUUUGUCCUAUACUCAGUGGCAACUUAUCCUGAAAUUGGAGCGAAGGCUACAGAGGCAGGACUUCCACACAUUUGUGUUGCUCUGCAAAUAAAACAGCAGCUUGCGGCUAA